AUGGAAAUAUUUGCAUCCAGCCCAGCAAUUUGCCAAGCCAACUCUAUUUCUGACAGAUAUCGUGGCACAUUCUACAAUCAACUGGUAGGUAGACAAUUUGAUCGAAGGCAAACCCUAUUCAUCCAAAUUCCUCGUGUUAUAAAUCAGUCAGAUAUAACUUUCCAUGCAGCACAAGUGAACGAAGAGGAGGCAAUGAACAUAGAGGUGACCUUUUUCAAGCUAGCUUACAUGUCAUCAAAUAUUGUUUGCCUAUUUGUGAUGGAUUUGGCUUGCACAGGAAAAGAACACAACGUCAAUCCUUACCUGUUGGCGCACACAAAUGAGAAUGCUGCCAGGUAUUUCAAGUCAAAAAAUCUAGUUGUUAAACUAGCCACUGGGAAGGCUCGAAACUGUGGUGUUAUUGCAAUAGUGAGUAGUAUUAGCGAGUUAGAAGCUGAUCUUGGGGAACGUAAUUUUGAUCGUGAUGAUAUGUUACUUGGAUCCUGCUACCCCACUUACCGCACCUAUGCUGCCUGUCCACUGCCCUCUUUUUCAAGUUCCAAUGCUUUCGUUCCUGCUCGUUAUGCUUUAUCAUCGCUUCCUCCAACUUUUCUUCAACUAUUGUUCCACUUUCUUCCAAUUUAUUUUAAAUUCCAUUAUCUGAGUAUUUGUUGCGUUCCUAUAUACAGCCUUACUCUCCCUCUUCUUCCUAUUUUCAUUCAUCUUGCAACCCAUACACACUUGCUUUUUAUAUCUCUAUCGUCGCAUCCUCGUCCACUUCUCUACUAUUCCUUCCUUCAUCGCUUCUGCGACUUCUUUUCAGCACCUGACAAAAUUGCGUCCACAGUAAAAACACAUACACGAACACAAUACAAGCACAAUAGUGGAGGUUGCGAUUGA
Messenger RNA from Echinococcus granulosus, 879 nucleotides. RefSeq lists its product as hypothetical. The coding region runs from base 1 to 879 and encodes 292 amino acids. The record is from RefSeq and is a predicted model, not a curated record. The transcript has 5 exons. Lineage: Eukaryota; Metazoa; Platyhelminthes; Cestoda; Cyclophyllidea; Taeniidae.